Messenger RNA from Leptopilina boulardi, 2092 nucleotides. RefSeq names its product cytochrome P450 6B1-like. The coding region runs from base 182 to 1681 and encodes 499 amino acids. The record is from RefSeq and is a predicted model, not a curated record. The transcript is spliced from 5 exons. NCBI's taxonomy places the organism in Eukaryota, Metazoa, Arthropoda, Insecta, Hymenoptera, Figitidae. Gene Ontology annotation, molecular function: heme binding; oxidoreductase activity, acting on paired donors, with incorporation or reduction of molecular oxygen; iron ion binding.
CAUUGCAGUUAUAUUAGUAAUAAAUUUUAUAUUUCAAUAAUAAUAAACACACAACGUUGAUAAUGAGAUAUAAUAAAACAUCCGUACGUAUAUCAAUGCCACAGUCAACUUAAAUUUCUCAUGAGAGUAAGACUAACUUGUUAUCAUCUCAUUGUCAAAUCAAAAAGUAAAACUAUCUACAAUGGGGCCAAUUGAGCUGUUAUGUAUAGCUGCUGCAAUUUUCCUCUUUCUCUACUACUAUAGUUCCAAAAAUCAUAACUACUGGAAAAAUCAAGGAGUAAAAGGACCCGAACCUAUGCCAUUUUUGGGAAAUAUAAAAGAUAUUUUAUUAAAUCGUCUGGCACCUGGACAAAUGGCAAAAAUUCUUUACGAUAAAUUUGUCAAUGAACCAAUGAUUGGAAUUUACGCCAGAAGUACACCAAUUUUAAUUCUAAAAGAUCCAGAAUUAAUAAAAGACGUUCUCAUCAAAGAUUUCAAUAAAUUUGCCGAUCGUGGAUUACCAGUUCAUGAAAAACUUGAUCCACUUUCAUUAAAUCUCUUUAAUCUCGAACCAGAAAGAUGGAGACCCUUAAGAAAGAAAUUGUCACCUGUUUUUACAUCGGGAAAAUUAAGAGAAAUGUUUUCCCUUCUUUUAGAGAGUUCUGAACACUUUGAAAAAUAUCUACAUAAAAUUGUGCAUAAAAAUGAACCAAUCGAGUGUCAUUUACUUACAUCGAAAUUCACAACAAACGUCAUUGGUUCAUGUGCUUUUGGAAUUGAUAUAAAUGCAUUGUCCGAUGAAGAAAAUGAUUUUAUACGAAUAGGAAAAAAAAUUUUCGAUGCUAGUUUAUGGAGUUCGAUAAAAAGAAAAAUUAGAGAAUUAGCACCUGAUUUAUUUUCACUUUUAGGACCAUUGUUGAAAGAUAAUGAAAUUGAUAAUUUUUUUACAAGUUUAAUAAAAGAUACAAUGGAAUAUAGAAAGAAAAAUAAUAUUAUUAGGCAUGAUUUUGUUGAUUUAAUGAGGUAUGUGAUUGAAAAUCCAGACAAGGUUGACGAUAUUGAAAUGACUGACAGUUUAGUGACAGCUCAAUGUUUUGUUUUUUUUGCGGCUGGAUUUGAAACAUCAUCUACAACAAUGAGUCAUGCUUUAUAUGAAAUAGCACUUAAUCCUCAAAUUCAAGAUAAACUUCGAAAUGAAAUUCAACAAGUUUUAAGUAAAUCGGAUGGAAAAUUAACAUAUGACAAUGUAAAGAGUAUGAAAUAUUUACACAAAGUUUUCCAAGAAACUCUGAGAAAAUAUCCACCUGCAACUAUGCUUCAACGACAGGUUUCGGAAAAAUAUACAUUUCCCGGAACCAAAGUGACGAUUCCAAAAAAUUCUAAAGUAUGGAUUCCAGUUUUUGCAAUUCAACGAGAUCCAAAUAAUUAUCCCAAACCAGAAGUAUUUAAUCCUGAAAGAUUUGAAGAUGAGGAAGUAAAUUUACGACAUCCUAUGCUCUUCUUGCCAUUUGGAGAAGGGCCGAGAAAUUGCAUUGGAGCAAGAUUUGCUGUAUUUCAAACAAAAGUAGGACUCAUAAAAAUUUUACAAAAUUUCCGGGUUGAAAAAUGUGAAAAAACUCCAAUGACAUACGUUAUUAAUCCAAAGGCUAUUGUUCUAUCUCCUCAGGAGGAUAUUUAUUUAAAAUUUACGGAAUUACGUUAAUAAUGAUUUUUUUUUUGUUAAUUUAUUCAUCAUUCAUAAAAGUAAAAAAUUCAUUUUGAUUGUGUUUUCUACAAACACAUUAUUUGCAUCAUAAUAUAUUAAGGAAAAAUAAAUAAUUUGUAUUUUCAUAAAAUAUUCAAAAAAUACUUAAAAUAAAUAUCUUUUACUAAAAAUUAAAUUUUUAUAAACAUUGUUAUAUUUUUAUCGAUGUAAUAGUCGCAAGUUAUUUUAAUAUUUUGAAAAACUACAAAUCAUUUCGCAUUGUAUGUAUACUAUAGAUAUUGGAUACGUUUUAUUUAACUUUCAAACUUGGCAAUUUAUCAUUCCAUUUUAAGAAUGUAACAAACAAUGUAAUUUUAAUAAUGAAAUAAUAUAAAAAAUAGCAAUAAAAUAUUUUUAAUUUCAAAAAAA